AUGGAUGCUUUGGUCUUCAAAAUUGUCUUAGAGCUUCUUACUUUUCUUGGUGCUGGCUUCAUUUGUUCUAACAAGCAUGAAGUGGACUCAGCUGUAAAAGUUCUUUCUGCCUUCUACUCGGACACACAGCUCGACGAAGUUAUCUCAAGUCGACUUAUCUAUUCAAACCCAUUCAAAUUCAAAAAGGAUAUCAUUCAUGCUGCGAGAAGUCGAAUAAUCCUUACUACCUUUGAUUCUUGUGAGGAGCUUCUAAAACUUCACACUAUAUGGCCGGAGGCCAAGCUAAUUCUUCGGCUUUCUCUUAGGGGAAUCCUAGAAGAUGCUGAAUUUCCUGAUGGAUUCGGGGCAAACCUGGCUGAAAUAUUUCCCCUUUUAGACAAGGCAUCGCGUUUGGGCAUGGAAGUGAGUUAUUCUUAG
Molecule: messenger RNA, 417 nt
Organism: Protopolystoma xenopodis
Lineage: Eukaryota; Metazoa; Platyhelminthes; Monogenea; Polystomatidea; Polystomatidae
Source: the annotation of a GenBank genome assembly